This is a messenger RNA of Penicillium angulare, 2478 nucleotides long. RefSeq names its product Golgi transport complex subunit COG4. Bases 1 to 2478 code for a protein of 825 amino acids. The record is from RefSeq and is a predicted model, not a curated record. NCBI's taxonomy places the organism in Eukaryota, Fungi, Ascomycota, Eurotiomycetes, Eurotiales, Aspergillaceae. The transcript has 2 exons.
AUGACCCUUUCUCCACAGGCCACAAAUGGCCACCUAUUAUCCCCGUCUCUGGAACCAGGACCGUCAAUCGAAUCGAACGAAGAUACCUCCCCGCGAACCGAUAUAUUCAAUGCCAGCUCCGUCGCUGAGAUCAAAGCCGCACUGUCCCGCCUCCACACUCAGGAGGCCUCAGUAACAGCUCGCCUAGAUGCAUUGGUAACCUCCCAGAAAGACCUUUCGCGAGAAUUGGGUCGAUUGGAUCUUAUGCGGGCUAAUAUUGGAGCUCAAACAACCACCACCCGAUCGAUUAGCCAUGGAAUGCUUUCCGACGCCGCUGGCACGGCCGAUCGGAUUUCUCGUGCUGUACGCCGACUGGAUCUUGAACAGGCCCGAGUGAAAGCGACACUGGAAGUGGUUGAGCAAGUUGCAGAGCUCAAGGCAUGUGCACUGGGUGUUGCGGGGUCCAUGGGUGCCACUCAAGAUUGGGAAACGGCAGCCAGCUACCUGCAUCGUGCUUCGCAGGUCCCACCGACAGUGGUUAAUGGUCCCUUUGCGGCUGAGAUGGUCCCGACGGCCGAAGUUCCAGACCCUCCGAGUGUGACAUUGGAUAAUGCAGCAGAGUCAUUAUGUGGGCUGUUUCUGCGAGAGUUUGACAAGGCAGUCAAGGCGAAUGACGGGGCCAAGAUCACCCGAUUCUUCAAGCUAUUUCCUCUCAUUGGGCGAUCGGAGGUUGGUCUUGAUGUAUAUGGUCGUUACGUUUGUCAAGGUGUGGCUGCAAGGGCCCGUGGCAAUCUCAAUGCGACCACUGGUUCGCAGACGAAAGAUGGUUUCUUCUACGCAAACGCAUUGACUAAGCUUUUUGAACAUAUCGCACAAAUUAUCGAUGGCCAUGGUGGACUGGUGGAGCGCCACUAUGGUCCGCGGAAAAUGGGUCGUGUUAUUGAGCGCCUACAGGUCGAGGCGGAUGUACAAGGUGGUAUAAUUCUUGAUACCUGGGGUGACGAGCGACACGUGGAUCGCAAAUUGAUUGAAAUCAAAUCUUAUGCAUUUACCUUCCUGGUACAGAGCUUCCUUCCUACACAGCGUCCAGGCCAAGGCCGCACGCACUCACCGGCACCAGCAGGCGCUACAGAUGAGGAAGGGGUUGACAUGAAAGAAGUGGAUGAAAUACUGAAUGAGAUGGGGAUUAUGCUGGGUCGUUGGUCUCUGUACUGCCGAUUCCUUUCGGAAACUUGCAACCCGCCCAGCGAGAAUGAGGAGAGCGAUGACAAGGGACUCGCCCUUCCCGAAUUCUUGAAGGAGUCUUCUCUCGCGCGUAAGGUCAACGACCGACUUGUGACCCCCUUCAAUGUCUUGACAACCUUCUUUUUCCGCCGCUCCGUGGAGAAAGCUUUCCAGUUAGAUGAAGCUCCAUCGGGCUUGAGUUUAAACCUGCAACGACCCCUCAAAGCCGAUCCUCCUCAUAUCACCUCUGCCGUUGACGAUAUCAUGUAUAUCGUCAAUAAAGUUCUGCAGCAGUCUCUGGCAACUUCACAGGAAGGCGUUGUCACCAACGUGGUCCCAACUUUGUCUCGUGUACUUGGAUCAGAUUUCAUCGGCAUGACCCAGCGCAAAAUGCGCGAUGAAUUCUACCCACGUGCUAUUGUUCAAGGAGGCCAGCCAGCAGAGCAUUUGGUGGUCGCAUUUUUGGUACAGAUAAACAAUCUCGACAUCGGUAUUGAUUAUAUUCGACGAAUUGUGCAAAAUAACACCGGCUCGAAGCAACUUCCCACACACUCCAAAGAAGGUGCCCAGGAAAAACCGGUGGAAGUCACUGAACAUCUUCACUCGCUCUUCCCAGCUUCCUCAGCCGCCCUCAACGUCUCGCAAACACUUCACGCUCUUGCCAGCUCUUUCGAAAGCAAAGUCAAUGACCUCCUCACCGAUGGCAUCCAAGUCGUUUUCAACAACGUCAUCAAACAACGCCUUCGACCUAUCCUUGCAGACGCCUUCCGCGACAUUGAGUAUCAACCUUCAAGCGGUGCCGACAGCCCCGUUGACGCUCACGACGACUAUAAUGAGCAUGACGGUAGCAGCAAGGAGAUUGUCCGCCCACGCUUCGCGGCUGGUUGGUCAGAACUACUCGUCCCGAUGGCUCGUAUCCUUACACAGCAGGCCUUCGAUCGCCUUCUUACUGUCACUAUAGCCUACUUUACGCGACUGUUAGAAAAGCGUUUGUGGUCCUAUCAAGGCCGGGUUAAUCAGCUCGGGGCAGCCCGUCUGGAGCGUGACAUUGCUGGUCUUGUCAGUGCUGCGGUGGAUGUCGGUUAUGGAUCAGGUACUCCGGGUCGUUAUCGUCACCGUGAAGCACUCUCACGCUGUGUUCAAAUGACACUCGUUAUGAGUAUGGACGAGGAUGAAUGGGAUGAGGUGCUACAGGGUGGCGAGGCGGCAGAGGUGGUAGACAAGCUGACUCGAGAAGAGAGAGUGCGAGUUCGCGCAAUGGUGAGACGUGUAUAA